GUUAUGAAAAACAUACAAAUGUGCAAAACAAAAAAUUAGUUAUAAACCAUCAAUUGCAAUUUAUAGCAAAUUACCAGUUGUUACAAAAAUUAUACUGACGUAACAGUGAAUCAGUGAUCCAAUAAAACUUUUUUGUUUUUUAGUUUACAUUUUAUUAAAUGUCAAACUGAAGUUUAAUUAAAUUUAUAAUUAUAUAAACAUUUUUAAUUAAUGUGAAAAUAAUGAAAAAUAUAUAACAAAUAAAGAAUGUAAUUAAAUGUUGUAAUAGUCGGAAGAGGAGCCGUCAUUCCCUCGGGUGAGCUCUCAGGCGCCGCUCUCUCCGAAAAUGUCGGGACUGGAAGAGGACGACGAUAUCGAGGAAGAGGAGGCGCUGGAGAGGGGGAACUGGACGGGAAGGUUCGACUUCUUACUAUCACUGCUCGGAUAUUCUGUUGGCUUAGGAAAUGUUUGGCGAUUUCCUUAUCUCUGUUAUAACAACGGCGGCGGCGCAUUCCUGAUCCCAUUCAUAGCGAUGAUGCUUUUGGCCGGUUUCCCAUUGAUGUUCAUGGAGUUGGCGUUCGGCCAAUACGCCAGCCUU
This is a messenger RNA of Medioppia subpectinata, 577 nucleotides long. Lineage: Eukaryota; Metazoa; Arthropoda; Arachnida; Sarcoptiformes; Oppiidae. The record is from the annotation of a GenBank genome assembly.